Molecule: messenger RNA, 1122 nt
Organism: Penicillium daleae
Lineage: Eukaryota; Fungi; Ascomycota; Eurotiomycetes; Eurotiales; Aspergillaceae
Product: GATA transcription factor LreB
Exons: 2
Coding region: 1-1122 (373 amino acids)
Biological process (GO): regulation of DNA-templated transcription
Molecular function (GO): zinc ion binding; sequence-specific DNA binding; protein binding
Source: RefSeq, a predicted model, not a curated record
AUGGAUCUGUCUUCCCAGUCACGAUCGGACUCGAACGAAGGGAACCAGGCUGCCCUGGCUGAACAGUCACAGCAGCAGAGUAUGACGGGUUCUUAUGGACACUAUGCCGUGCAGGGGCAACAACAGGGGGCUUAUCAAAAUGUGCAGAACGACCCAGGCUGGACACAGCGAGUCUUGGAAGAGAUGAAGGACUUGCUCCUCUUGCUAAACGCCCAGGGUCGGAUCACUUACGCGUCGCCGUCAUCGAAGUCGAUCACCGGUCGUGCAGCCAAACAACUCGAGGGCAGCCUAUUCACUCAGUAUAUUCACGAGGACGACAAGCCUAUCUUCCUGAGAGACAUGGAUGAUGCGGUGGCGACGAACACACCAUUUCGAACCCAUGUGCGGUUGCAAAAGUCGAACAGCACGUACUCCCUGGUCGAAACCUACGGACAUCCACAUAUUGCGAGCGAAAAUGGGACCCGGGGGAGGAACAUCAUCCAGGAUCGCUGCACCGGCUUCUUCAUUAUGUGCCGACCCUACCCCACAAAGAACUCGCUGCUUCUUGACUCGUUCCUGGAACACAAGAUCGAGAAUGCACGCUUGGCCCAGCAAAUUGCCAAGCUAAAGCAGGAAGAGGACGAAGAGGCAAACCUGUCUCGACUGUCUUACGCAAAGAUUGAAGGGAAAAUGCUUGAGAACCAGGCAGCCGCUCAAGGAAGUGGCAGUGAUCAAGAGUCGACUGAGACCGUUGCGCCUAACUCUGACGAAUCUGACGGGGCCACGGGGGAUUACUUUUCCGAGAAUGCCCCUGGCCCCGAGGGUCUGUCUCAUAUUGAUGGCAUCGAAGUGAUGACCGGUCUAUACUACGGUGAUGGCGAGAGGUCCCAGGGACUCAGCACUGGUCUGCGCCGAGGUCGACUGAUCCAUUGUGACAUCGAUAUCACCACGGCGGUUGAUCAAGCCCGCAACAUGCAGGAAGGUGACAGGCGCAAGAGGCUGAAGGGACAGCACGUCUGCAGUGACUGUGGAACCGCCGACUCACCCGAGUGGAGGAAGGGCCCAAGCGGUCCUAAGACGUUGUGCAAUGCCUGUGGCUUACGCUGGUCGAAGAAGGAAAAGAAGCGUCAGGAGUCUGCUUGA